AUGAGGCAGCUGGGGAUGAGGCGCGCGAGUCUCUCUGCCAGCCUGAAGAUCGGGGAUCGCCGGGGCUCUUGCCGGACGCGGGAGGAGGAGGAGGUCCACUUCCCGUUUGGGCAGGACAGCCUGGUAAAGCAAUGGAGCUCCAUGCAGAACGUGACGGACAGAAACCAGGAGAAGAGCAAAGCUCCCAUCCAAAGGAACAAGUACUUGCUCAACAUUAAUGUGGGCGGCAAAUUGUUCCAGAUAGCUUACAAGGUGGUGGCCCAGUAUCCCAUCACCAGGCUGGGGAAGCUGGCUCUUUAUACAGACCCCAUGAAGAAGCUGCAGCUCUGCGAUGACUACUCGGUGCAGAAGAACGAGUACUUCUUCGACAGAGAUCCUUCAAUUUUCCACUACAUCUUCCACUUCUACCGCAGUGGGGUCCUGUGGAUAAUGGAUGAGAUGUGCCCCAGUAACUUUGUGGAGGAAAUCGAGUACUGGGGAAUCCAUCUGAAAUACACCCAGCGCUGCUGCCGGAUCCUGUUUGAGGAAAAGCAAGAUGAACUCAGCGAGUAUCUGAAAAUACAGAAGGAGCUGGAGGCAGAACUGGAGCCCCUGGACUCCGGGGAGCAGUUUGAGGGCAAAUUUCUGGGAGGGUUUCGAAAGAUGAUCUGGAACCUGAUUGAGAACCCGUACUCUUCUGUCGCAGCCAAGAUCAUUGCCGUCAUGUCGAGCUUCUUUGUGCUCAUCUCCAUCGUGGGCAUGACACUGAGCACAGUGGAGGAGAUGAAACACAAGACAGGGAAGAUGUGGAUGGAGCAGAUGGAGAUGGUCUGCACCAUCUUCUUCACCACCGAAUACAUCAUGCGGCUCAUCUCUGCCUCCACCUUCAAGAAGUUUUUGCGGGCAGCUUUUAAUGCCGUAGACCUGGUGGCCAUCCUGCCGUUCUACAUCCAGCUCCUCUUUGAAAACCUGGACGAAGGAGACACGCUUUACCACGAGGAACUGCACAAGGUGGAGAAUGUGAGCAAGCUGGGCAAAGUCCUCAAGCUCAUCAAGCUCAUGAGGAUCUUCCGCAUCCUCAAGCUGGCACGCCACUCCACCGGCCUCCGGGCCUUCGGCUUCACCAUGCGCCAGUGCUACCAGCAGGUUUGCUGCCUCUUCCUCUUCAUCGCCAUGGGGGUCUUCACCUUCUCGGCUCUCAUGCACUCGGUGGAACAUGAUGUCCCAGGCACCGACUUCACCAGUAUCCCCUACGCGUGGUGGUGGGCAGCGGUAAGGAUGGUGGCAUUUGCCUGCAUCUCCUUCGGCAUCAUCCUCAACGGCAUGCCCAUCUCCAUCCUCUACAACAAGUUUUCUGACUACUAUGCCAAGCUGAAGUCCCACGAGACCAGCAACUCACUCAAGCUCUCCAGGAGGCUCCGCUUGAAGGAGCGAGUCCUGCGGAAGCUGUCGGAGUGCUGCAGGGCUGACCCCCGUUGUCACCACUGA
Messenger RNA from Apaloderma vittatum (bar-tailed trogon), 1467 nucleotides. RefSeq names its product potassium voltage-gated channel subfamily V member 2-like. Gene Ontology annotation, cellular component: membrane; voltage-gated potassium channel complex. The record is from RefSeq and is a predicted model, not a curated record. Bases 1 to 1467 code for a protein of 488 amino acids. Gene Ontology annotation, molecular function: delayed rectifier potassium channel activity. NCBI's taxonomy places the organism in Eukaryota, Metazoa, Chordata, Aves, Trogoniformes, Trogonidae. The transcript has 2 exons. Gene Ontology annotation, biological process: protein homooligomerization; potassium ion transmembrane transport.